Molecule: messenger RNA, 1203 nt
Organism: Saccostrea cuccullata (small rock oyster)
Lineage: Eukaryota; Metazoa; Mollusca; Bivalvia; Ostreida; Ostreidae
Exons: 11
Coding region: 37-1137 (366 amino acids)
Biological process (GO): purine nucleobase metabolic process; purine ribonucleoside salvage
Cellular component (GO): nucleus; cytosol
Molecular function (GO): adenosine kinase activity
Source: RefSeq, a predicted model, not a curated record
AAGUGUAGGCUGAUAGAGAAAAUUCGGUUUAAAAGCAUGUCAACGACUGGAGCUGGAGAACUUCUGGAUGGCGAUGGUCCUGAUAGGAAAAAAAUUAAACCAAAUGAGUGUAUCAGGGAGGGCAUACUUCUGGGAUAUGGAAAUCCUCUGUUAGACAUAUCUUGUAAUGGAACUCAAGAAUUUCUUGACAAGUAUGGCCUGGAGAGAGAUAAUGCAAUCCUCGCAGAAGAAAAGCAUAAGCCCAUGUACAAAGAUAUGGUUGACACUUUUGGGGACCACGUAGAGUAUGUUCCUGGUGGGGCCACCCUUAAUGCAAUCAAGGUAGCACAGUGGCUAUCAGGAGUCCCCCAGGCCACCACAUUCUUCGGGUGUAUCAACAAGGAUGAGUUUGGUCAGAUCCUGGAGAACAAAGCUAGAGAGGCGGGGGUCAACACACAGUUCCAGUACACUGACAAGGAGCCUACAGGAACGUGUGCUGUCAUUUGCACUGGAAACUUCAGAUCUAUGUGUGCCAAUUUAGCAGCAGCCAACUGUUUUACAGAGGAACAUCUGGAGACACCAGCACACUGGAAACUUGUAGAAAAGGCCCAAUAUUAUUACCUUGCUGCAUUUCCCCUUACUGUUAGUCCCCCCACUGUUAUGAGAAUCGGUAAACACGCCCAGGAGUCUGGUAAAGUGUUCUGUAUGAACCUGUCUGCACCAUUCCUUUGUCAGUUCUUCAAAGAACCCAUGCUCAAAGCCAUGCCAUUUGUAGAUGUUCUGUUUGGAAAUGAAACGGAAGCAGAGACCUUUGCCAAAGAGAACAACUUUGGGACCACCGAUAUUGCCCAGAUUGCACUAAAGCUAGCCGCUCUACCAAAGGAGGACAACAAACCCAGGACCGUGGUCAUCACUCAGGGAUCCAAUCCUACUGUUGUAGCUAAAGAUGGUAAAACAACAGAGUACCCUGUCAUUCCUAUUGCUGACAAGGAUAUAGUAGAUACUAAUGGAGCUGGGGAUGCCUUUGUUGGAGGUUUCUUAGCCCAGCUUAUUAAAGGCAAGCCUAUAGAGGAAUGCAUUCGAUGUGCAAACUAUGCAGCUAACCUUAUUAUUCAACGAUCAGGAUGCACCUACCCAGAGAAACCCGAUUUCCACUGAGAGCUGUACCGCAGUGGAGAAGAGUAUUAAGGGUAAUGCAUGGGCAUGUCCAAGAGGUUGUGCAAA